Messenger RNA from Polyodon spathula (Mississippi paddlefish), 3208 nucleotides. RefSeq names its product zinc finger protein 414-like. NCBI's taxonomy places the organism in Eukaryota, Metazoa, Chordata, Actinopteri, Acipenseriformes, Polyodontidae. The transcript is spliced from 7 exons. The record is from RefSeq and is a predicted model, not a curated record. The coding region runs from base 185 to 1243 and encodes 352 amino acids.
CCGCUCCCUUAUCUCGCGACAGCUCGUCUCGUCCAAAAUGGAUGCGUAGACUCAUAAUAGAAGCGUAAUAUUUGUUGUUAAAAGAGAGUAUACCCUGGAGAAGCUGUCAGACCUCCUGGCUGUUGAAGCCCAGUCCGCAAGUGGGGUUUCCUUACCAGGAGCCCUGGCGUCUGCGGGCACCAACAUGUCCGUGUUACCAAAGGAGGAGCAGGGAGCACCGGUCUCCUGCAGUGCCAUGGAAGGAAAAGGGAUGCAUUGCUCUUUUUCCGGCUGCAAGCAAGUUUUUUGGGACAUGCAAGAACUAAUGAGGCACACGGGAAGCCACUACAUCACAACACAGUCCUUGCAGGGUAAACUGUUCCAUUGCUCCACUCUGAGGUGCACAGGGACCUUUCCCAGCAUGCAACAGCUCAUGGAUCAUAUGCGUCAACAUUACAAACCCAAUCGCUACUUCAUAUGUGAAAACUGCAAGGUGCAUUUACGCACGCACCGGGCCCUUUUCAAGCAUCUCCACGUCUGCUCCAAGGUUGUCAAAAACAAAGCAGCUCACAAGCUGGAGAAGCCUAAACCAGGCACUCCGCCGGCCACAGAGCUCCCCAAACCGCAGGUCAAACGAACCACCCCCGAGCUGCCCAAACUGCAGAGUGUCAUCCGGCACCUUGAGAAGCUGGUGCCCUCGAGCCUGGCUUCAGCUCCCUCCCAGCCCCUGCCCUCCCAGGCUGCGCCCUCCCUCCCCAGCAGCCUGCCCAGUGUCCAGAGCUCUCUCAACUCUGUACCCCUGGUCUCUCCCAGUCCGCACCCCUUCCAGCUGACCGAACCCUCCCAGUUCGGACCCUCACCCCUGCGCUUUGCUGGCCAGUCGCACGACUCCUCCAUGCCUGGCCAUUUCCUGCCCUAUGUGCACCCCACUUCCUACUCCUUGCCCCAGUCUGUCGUACAGCAGCGCCUCGGGCCGUACGUUCCCAACCAAGCCGGGCUUCCGGCCUCCAACGCUGUGUGGAAGAAAAACCAAGGCCAGUCUUUCAACAGUCGCAUUGUGUGGGAGCACACUAGAGGGCGUUAUAACUGCCUACAGUGCUCGCACUCCACCCCAUCCCGCGAGGAGAUGACACUGCACAUCGAGGAGCAGCACAAGAGUCCUGUCAACCGGAUGCAGGGAGACAUGGAUUUUGACGUCGGACUCCCGUCCUUCCACUCGAAAUUGACGUCAGAAAUGGAGAGCUCCCUCUUUUCACAUCUCUGAUGUUUUUUUUUACUGGGUGGGUGGGUUUGUGGGGUUUGAUGUAAAAAUGGUGAGGAGAUUUACAGAGGAUGAUCUGGUUUGUCAACUCCAUUCCUCUGGUAUCUUUUAAUUCGUCUGGUAUCGUUUUGUUUUUUUGUGUUUUAAAUCAAUUAUUAUUUUUAUCCCGGUUCACCGCUGCAACUCCUGCACCGGGAAGCGGCUGCAGACACACGUGUCCUGCCAAGCCAUCUUUUUUUCCAUGGGAAACAUACAGGAUCUGACCAUUUUCCGUUAACUUCACAGUCUAAAAGAAAAAAUGUGCUUUGAUCUGCAGCUAUAAAUCACUCCCCCAGAAACAAGCGAGUCACCAUUUUGGUUCCUUGUUAAUUCUGGAGAAGGGAAUCAGAAAUAUCAGAAUUACCUGUAUAACCUUUCACUUCUUCAGUGAAGCAGUAAUGAUACAUCCUGGCACCGUGCCAGGCUGUUCUGUAGCUGCAUAUGUGGCAUUGAAUCACUGCACUGAAUGUGCUAAACUUACUCCAGACACCUGAAACAUUGGCGUGAGCAGAUCAAAGUUGGACUUCGUGUGUGUUUUGUUUGUCCUGUAGUGCAGACUGUAUGCAGUAAAGUCCUAUACUGAAAUGUAAGAAUUCAAUUUUGAGCCGGUCUAAAUCUGUGGAGAAACAGCCUCUAUCUUCAAAGGAAAUCACAAGGGGGAAAUAUAUAUCACAGAGCUUUUAUAAUGUCUGGAACAAGGUUAGGUUACUUUCACGCUAAUAGUGUGAUAAAAGCAGUUACAUGUUGUGGCUGUGUAAGGCUUUUUUUUAUUAUUUCAGAACAGUUCAAGUGAAAAUAAGAAUGACUUCAAAUUAAAAAAAAAAUAAACUUUACAGUAUGUAUUUUACUGUAUAAUUGGAGUGUGCAUUUCCUCCUUGUUUAAUUUCUGCAGUGUUUUGAUCUAGAUUCUCCAAAUCUCUUGAGAUCUCUCUGCUUGCAGUGUUGCAGUUUGUGGUUCACAAUCCUGUAGAGUCUAAUGACACCCUGUUUGCAAAGUGUAAACUGCUGGUGUUGCCUGUUGCGUGGCCAGACAAGAGAAAUAAAUUCACCAAGAAAACUUCAAACGGAAACCAAGAAAAAGCAGCUGCCAAUCUGGCCCAAACUUCUAAUCCAGUCAAGUUUUAGGAACUCUUGUUUCUAGCCCUGCAGCCAAAGAGCUUGCAGAAAACCCAGUCGUGGGUCUCGCACUUCAGUCAUGCCCAUACCCAGUAUUCAAAACCCCACUUUGCAUUCUUUCUAUGAAGUAGGCUUCUGUUGGAGGGAAGGGGAGGCGCUGGCUACAGGGAGGCCACUUUAAAUUUAUAUAGAAUAUUGUGUUGUUUUUAUAAGAAAUGCGCUGGUUACAUGCGACAUGUUUGUUUUUACUGUUAUCUGUUUUCCACCAAAUCGAGGCUACAAGUACCAACAGUAAGCAACAAACAUGUUUAUAACAGAAUCACAGUGUUCUGUGUCUCUGUAAGCGCCCCAAGUUAAUUUAAUGUCACUUUCUCUUCUGUGUAUCAACAAGCUGUAUCUUUAUAAUAAACAGUUUCUUGAAGGUUGUUGACUAAAAGAAAAGUUGUAUGUUUUUGAACCAGUAGCAUAAGCAUACCGGGGACUUGAAUAAUGUAUUAAAAUUGGGGCGGGGAACAAUAGGUGAACGAAAAAGUUUCUUCACUAGUAAUUAACAAUAGAUUUUAAAACGAGCACAUGUUUUGUCUGGACUGCGGAUUACGCUAUUGAAUCCACUAGAGGGCGCUUAAUUCGCUUUUGUGAAUAACAGAUAAUCAGCUACGCUACUUUGUAGGAGUCAUUGAUUAAGAGUGUUUGUGUUUAGUUGGGUUUUCAGUAUCGCCCUUUGUGUUACGUUCUGUUAUCUUUUGCUGGUGCACUAUUCACGAUACCCGUGCAUGUCCUCUGCUAAAAUAAACAAUGAUAUGCUCUACUCAU